This is a messenger RNA of Hydra vulgaris (swiftwater hydra), 752 nucleotides long. Its product is annotated as ras-like protein RAS1. Gene Ontology annotation, cellular component: plasma membrane. Gene Ontology annotation, molecular function: GTPase activity; GDP binding; GTP binding. Lineage: Eukaryota; Metazoa; Cnidaria; Hydrozoa; Anthoathecata; Hydridae. Gene Ontology annotation, biological process: Ras protein signal transduction; epidermal growth factor receptor signaling pathway. The record is from RefSeq and is marked provisional.
AAUAAAUCUAGCAAACUGUUACAGUAGAGAAAAUGUCAUCGUCUUCAGAACCAACAAAGUUUAAAAUGGUUGUUGUUGGAGCUGGCGGUGUUGGAAAAAGUGCUCUGACGAUACAACUUAUCCAGAACCAUUUUGUUGAAGAUUAUGACCCUACUAUUGAGGAUUCUUAUAUCAAGCAGGUUGUUGUAGAUGGUGCAAUAUGCAUUCUUGAUAUUCUUGAUACUGCAGGUCAAGAAGAGUACAGUGCAAUGCGAGAACACUACAUGCGUACUGGAGAAGGUUUUUUGUGCAUGUUUGCUGUGACAAGUUUAAAAUCAUUUCAAGAAAUUGACAAUUUUAGAACUCAAGCUCUAAGAGUAAAAGAUGCUGACAAAGUACCUAUGGUUUUGGUAGGCAACAAAGUUGAUCUACCAAAAAGAGAUGUUUCUACUAAAGAUGGUAACGAUAAAGCACUUAGUUUUGGCAUUCCAUACGUUGAAACAUCUGCAAAAACUAAACAAGGAGUGGAAGAAGCAUUUUUUACCUUAGUUCGAGAGAUUCUAGCAGAUCGCCGUAAUCAAGAAGGACAAAAAAAAAGUGACUCAAAAAGAGCGAAAUUCAAGUGCACGCUAUUGUAAAUGUUUUCGGAUUUAAUGUAACCAUCCACUUAAAUAUUUGUGGAAAAUCAUUUUUAUAGGAUGAGCCAAAUUCUCAUUUUCUCGCAACAAAAAUGUUUUCAGCCAAGACUUUGUAAAAUAUUUAAUGAGUUUUUG